Cyprinus carpio (common carp) is the source of this 584-nucleotide messenger RNA. Its product is annotated as SLAM family member 9-like. Bases 1 to 579 code for a protein of 192 amino acids. The record is from RefSeq and is a predicted model, not a curated record. The transcript is spliced from 2 exons. Lineage: Eukaryota; Metazoa; Chordata; Actinopteri; Cypriniformes; Cyprinidae.
AUGAGUGACAUACUGUGGACAUUUGGAUCCAAUAAGUCUCUGAUAGCUGAAAUCAGUAGAGAUGCUGGAAUCUUCUUUACAUAUAAUGGUCCUGACGAGAGAUUCCGAGACAGACUGAAGCUGGACAAUCAGACUGGAUCUUUGACCAUCAGAAACAUCACAACUCAACACUCUGGAGUUUAUGAAGUAAAGAUAAGUGGAGCUAGACUGACAUCAAACACAUUCAAUAUUUCUGUUUAUGCUCAUCUGCUUAUUCCUGACAUUACCAGAGAUUGUUCAUCAUCAUCAUCAUCAUCAUCACAGCAGAAAUGUUCACUGGUGUGUUCAGUGGUGAAUGUAAGUGAUGUGACUCUCUCCUGGUACAAAGGAAACAGUUUAUUGUCCAGCAUCAGUGUGUCUAAUCUCAGCAUCAGUCUCUCUCUACCUCUGGAGGUGGAAUAUCAGGAUAAAAACAGCUACAGCUGUGUGCUCAUCAAUCCCAUCAGCAACCAGACUCAACAUCUGAACAUCAGCAAACUCUGUCACACACGUUGCAGGUUUGUUGGUGUUAAUAUUUUUGUUAUUAAACUGAUCUCUUAGUUAUA